Messenger RNA from Anopheles nili, 2290 nucleotides. It is a transcript of the gene rngo, whose product is annotated as protein DDI1 homolog 2. The coding region runs from base 1 to 1539 and encodes 512 amino acids. Gene Ontology annotation, biological process: proteolysis. The transcript is spliced from 3 exons. Lineage: Eukaryota; Metazoa; Arthropoda; Insecta; Diptera; Culicidae. The record is from RefSeq and is a predicted model, not a curated record. Gene Ontology annotation, molecular function: aspartic-type endopeptidase activity; protein binding.
AUGCGCAUUACCGUGAUGGACGCGAGCUCCUCGGACAUGUCCACGUUCGAGGUGGCGGACGAUAUGGAACUGGAGAACCUGAUUGCCCUGUGUCGGAUGGAGUUCAAUAUGCCGGCCAACACGGAGCUGGUAUUGUCGGCGAAACAACAAAUGCUUCUGGAUCAGAAACAGACGCUAACACACUACGACGUGAAGGAUGGUGAUGUUUUGUUGCUGCACAAAGCAACUGCCAUUUCUCAACCGCCACCAUCUACCAACGCACCUUCGGCAGCACGAGCCCGUCCAAUGAUGCCACCGGAGUCGGCCAUAACCGAGCCGGCAGCUCUCGCCAACCUGGAUUUCAGCUCAAUUCAGAUACCUGCUUCGUUCCGAUCGGCUACGAAUGUCGGUAGUGGUAAUAGUGGUAGCAGCUCCAGCGAACUAAAUCGUCCCUCGCCAUCGGUUGGUCUCGAAGACGAUCCGGCGGUCGUACGCGACAUGUUUCUCUCGAAGCCCGACCAGCUAGCGCUGCUAAAGCAAAACAACCCGCGUCUGGCAGAAGCGUUGCUCUCUGGCAACCUAGAAACGUUCGCAAGCGUCCUGCGGAAACAGAUAGCCGAGAGGAUGGAAAAGCAGAAAGAGCGUCUCCGGAUACUGCAAGCCAGCCCCUUCGAUACGGAAGCACAGCGCUUGAUUGCGGAGGAGAUCAAGCGAAAGAAUAUCGAGGCAAACAUGGAAGCGGCAAUGGAGUACAACCCUGAAACGUUUGGCACGGUUGUGAUGUUAUACAUCAACUGUAAGGUUAAUGGGCAUCCGGUGAAGGCGUUCAUCGAUUCUGGGGCACAGGCCACGAUUAUGAGCGCGGCCGCUGCGGAACGUUGCAAUAUUAUGCGCCUAGUUGAUUCGAGAUGGGCCGGUAUCGCGAAAGGUGUUGGCGUUCAGCGCAUCAUUGGACGGAUUCAUAUGGUGCAGAUACAAAUCGAGCAGGACUUCCUCACGUCUAGCUUUUCCGUGCUGGAAGAGCAACCGAUGGACAUGCUGUUGGGACUGGACAUGCUUAAACGCCACCAGUGCAAUAUCGAUCUGAAGAACAAUGUGCUGCGCAUCGGCACAACAGGUACAGAGACACCGUUUCUGGCCGAAGGAGAUCUGCCUGAGUGUGCACGACUGACCGGAAGUCCAGAGGAAGAAAAACGAGCCCUGGAGGAAUCGGCUAAACUUGCGGAAGAACUUGCCUUGAAGGAAGCACUCUCCAAAAGCCAGAGUGAUCAAGCUUCGACCAGUGGCGGUAGUAGCAGUACCAAUACAAAUCCAGCCGGAACUCCAAACAUGGACAGUACACCGUCACCUGCGGUACAGCAAGCACCCGCCCCCGAACCAAUGCAGCAAGAUGUCGAUGAGACGCCGUUAACACUUCUGCCGACUGACCGCUUUACCGAAAUGGAUGUUGUAGAGUUAGAAUCGAUGGGUUUCAAGCGUCAGAUGGUAAUCGACGAGUUGCGAGCCGCAAAUGGCGAUAAAACGAUGGCCACCUCAGGACUCUUCUCUAGGCUACAGUAAUAGAAUGCAUAGACGCGACAGCAAACCGAACAGAUGCAAUCCUCAUUUGCUUCUCACACACUGCCGGGGAUAAUCUCCAAAUACUUUUUGCUCACAUGCUAACCAAUAUCCUGAUGGAAAUACGCAAAAUAUUUUACCAAACCUGCAAUGACGUUUGGCGAUAUAAAGCGUGUCUUUGCUGUGAUGGAUAUUCAUACACUUUGGAACCGAAUGCAUCUACAUAUGUAGAUUUUAAUAGAUCGUAACCGAUUGUAUUUUACGCUCUGCACUAAUCCACACCGACAGUGCAUUUUUACGUUUCUAUUCUCGGUUCUUUCCGCAGUUUCUUUCUUCUGAUUGCACAUGAUAGCACGAACCAUCAAAACUGCAUUUCACAUAUCCAUUUCUUUAAAUUUAUUUCAUGAGAGGGAAAUAGCUAUUCCACGGAUCAGCAUGGAGCCGUGAGUGUGUUGGGAAAAAUAGAUUUCUGUUUGUUCUGAUUGGAGUUUCUAUGUGUUUGCACUAGGUUUGUCUUUCUACGCCGUCUAUUUCCUUCAUGGUGGGUUUAAGGGUAUAACGAAUUUUCUAGUGGGAACGAUGCAAAUUAAAAAAAAUCUAGGACUUAACGGUACAUAUGGAAGACAAGUUUUUUUGUGAAAGAAUACACAUGAUUAAAUACGCAGUCAUUCGAGAUAUUGUCUGGAUUUACUAGAAGCAAAGAAACCAUUGUUAUCACAGUGGUAUUACACUCAACAAAUUCUAACAGCACAAA